Molecule: messenger RNA, 3632 nt
Organism: Eriocheir sinensis (Chinese mitten crab)
Lineage: Eukaryota; Metazoa; Arthropoda; Malacostraca; Decapoda; Varunidae
Product: probable imidazolonepropionase
Exons: 11
Coding region: 56-1495 (479 amino acids)
Cellular component (GO): cytoplasm
Molecular function (GO): imidazolonepropionase activity
Source: RefSeq, a predicted model, not a curated record
GGUUCCUCGCGCUACCGCCACCACCACCGCCUCCGCCACCGCCGCCGCCACCCUCAUGAUCAAAAUCGGAGGAGAAUCAAAGCCUUUUUCAAAUGUUGCUGUUAGCAUGAGUGGGAAAAGCGACCAGCAACAGAAGAAGCAGAAACAGGUGGAGGGCGGAGGAGCGGGCGGCAGCAGUAGCGGGCGAGCCAUGCGUCUGUUGGUACGGGGCGCCAGGCAAGUCGUGGCGGUCGGGGCGGCGGGCGAGCGGGUGAAGGCGGGGAAGGAGAUGGACAACCUGAGCAUCGUGACCGCUACGGAGGACCAGGGCGUGUCCGUGGCUGUGGAUGAGGCUGGUCUCAUCGCCGCCGUGGGCCUGGACAGCGAGGUGGAGGCCCAGUUCCGCGGGGCAUCGUGGGGCGAGGUGCUGGACGCGAAGGGAGGCGUGGUAGUUCCCGGCUUGGUGGACGCCCACACUCACCCCGUCUGGGCAGGGGACCGCGUCAACGAGUUCGCGAUGAAGCUGGCGGGCGCUACCUACAUGGAAGUCCACAAGGCCGGCGGAGGAAUCAACUUCACCGUGGAUCACACCCGCAAGGCCUCCGAGGAUGAGCUGCUAAACCUUCUUCUGCCUCGCCUUCACCGCAUGUCCAGGGCAGGCACUACCUUGGUCGAGUGCAAGAGCGGAUAUGGACUGGACGUGGACAGCGAGAUGAAGAUGCUGCGUGUCCUGGAGAGAGCUCGGCCCCUCGCUCCCCUCACCAUCUCCUCCACCUUCUGCGGCGCCCACUCCGUCCCCAAGGGAUUGACGGCGGAGGAGGCGACGCGGCGGGUGGUUGAGGAGCAGCUGCCGGCGGUGAGGGCAGCUGUGGACGCCGGGGAGAUGUGUGUGGACGCCGUGGAUGUGUUCUGUGAGCGCGGCGUCUUCUCCGUGGACCAGAGUCGGGAGAUCCUUCAGGCCGGGCGUCGACUAGGCUUCAUCCUCAACUUCCACGCCGAUGAGCUGAGCGCGUUGGGCGGGGCAGAGAUGGGGGCGUCGCUCGGAGCUGAGGCCAUGAGUCACCUGGAGGAGGUAUCACCAGAGGGCAUCUCCGCCAUGGCCCAGGCAGGCUCCGUGGGGGUCCUGCUGCCCACCACGGCCUACAUCCUGCGCCUCCCUCCGCCUCCUGCCCGGGCAAUGAUCGAGGCUGGUGUCCCUGUUGCCCUGGGAUCGGAUUUUAACCCUAAUGCUUUCUGUAUGUCUAUGCCCCUCGUGAUGCACCUGGCCUGCGUCACCUUCAAGCUCACCCUGAACGAGGCACUGACGGCGGCCACGCUCAACGCUGCCCACGCCCUCAAGAAGGCAGACUCCCACGGCUCCCUUCAGCCCGGCAAGGUGGCUGACAUGCUGCUCCUGGACGCUCCGAGGUGGGAGCAUCUUGUGUACCAGCUGGGCGGCGCGGAUGACGUAAUCACUCACGUUAUCAAGUCCGGCAGGGUAGUUCACUCCAGACGACACCCUGCUACCCUGCCCUGAUCCCCUCCCUUCCCUGCCAAGCCUGAUACCCCACCCUCAUUAACACUCCUCAAUCAGAAUCUCAAAUCACCUUGCAACCCUGUCUUUAUCUACUCGCCCUGUCACCCAAGAUCGGCAGGGUACAGUACAAACGAGGAGCUACUCUGUCAUUCUGUACCCAUGUUCUUCCUCCCCUGUCAAUAUCUAGCAGCCCAUCACCUUAACCAGCCUCUCUAAUUCACCAGCAAGCCCUAGGUACUCUUUUUCCUCCUCCUCCUCCUUGUUCCGUCUCUCUGUGGUAAGUUAAGUUUGUCUCUUCUCUCUCCUACUUCUACUUCUAAUACUUCCUUUACUCUCUCUUCUUCUUCUUUUUCCCCUCAUCUCAGCACUAUAUGUAUCCCUCACUACCUUAUAAAGAUCAAAUUAGGCUAAGAUCAUCUCUAAGGCAUCUCGUUGGAACACUUGACUCUCUCGUAUAUUUGUUUGUAUCUCUUUCGGACCUUAACAAGCAUCAGAGAAUCAAGCACCCGCAAAGCCUCUCGUUGUGACCCUUGAAUCUCUCGCGUAUCUUCACUUGUAACUGUCUCGGGGCCUUAAUAAGCAUCAGACCAUCCGCACGUGAACGCCUCAGCUUCCCUUCACUCAGUACUGGCCGCUGUGAGAAGGAGGAGGCUGCUGUGUCUCUCUGUUGAAGAGGAUCGCUAAUGCAUCUCUGUGAACUCUUGAAUCUGUCGUCAACUGUCUCGGAGCCUUAACAAGCAUCAGACCGCCACCAGUGAGUGCCUCUUUCCCUUCACUCAGUACUGUCCGGUGUGAGAGGGAGGCUGGAGGCUGCUGCAGUGGGUCUCUCUGGCUGUCUUGGGUGUACUUGUAAAGCCUCCAUUGGGGUACGCUUACGUCACUCACCGCGUUGACACCUGUAGUUGGGCGUCGACGUGAGUGAGUAGAACCUAUAGGCUGCAUUUGAAUGUAUACAAUCUUCCUUCAUCUGUAUUUCCUCCUGCCUACGACUUGAACUCUUUCAAGAGGAGGGUAUCAGGACACCUCUCCUCCCGAAACUGACCUAUCUUUCGGCCACCUCUUUGGAUUCUUUUUAGGAGCAGCGAGUAGCGGGCUUUUUUUUUAUUAAUGUUUACUUUUUUGUGCCCUUGAGCUGUCUCCUUUGCUGUAAAAAAAAAACAAAAAAAAAAAACGUUGUGGUGGUGGUUUAGUUUCGUGGUGACUGACAGGGUUACGAGUGAAUGGUAUUUUUGUCUGAUAGGGCGUAGCUAGGGAUUGUAUGUAAGAGGCACCAUAGAGGGAUACGGGGACCAUGUUAUCUAUACAGGGUCAUCACUGCCUGCUCCUGUUAUAUGAGUCACUGUUUUGAUUGCUAUCGACGGUAUGGUGUUUGACAGGCGAAAUAGGCAAUGAUGUAGAUAAGGACUGCAUGUAAGAGGGACCAUAAGGGGAUAGGGGGAUUAUCAAUGUAGGUGGACCAAUGUCUAUUACUAAUAUAUAUGUUACGGUAUUGUCUCUAAGAACGUCAUAUAAAGGGUUGAAACUUGUCUCUGGGGGAUGGAAUAGAGUUCAAUAGACCCUCUCCUCUCCUUCCUCCUCCCCCUUCUCUCCCUCCUCCUCCUUCUCCUCCUCCCUUCUUCUCCUCCUCCCUCCUUCUCCUCCUCCCCCGUCUGCCUCGUAACUACUCACUGUUCUUUGACGCUUUUUAGAAUCUCGUUUCAUUUGAUGUUUCUAGUAAGUCACGUUUGCUUUGUCUAUUAACUAAAUGUCAGAUAUAUAUAUACUGAGUUCCCGGAUUGCAUUUUUUUGUAGAUGAUAAGAGCUGCCUUCUUGCUUACUACUGUACUGUGUUAUAGGUUUAAUGAAUUGUGAUGGAGUUUGUGUUGUUAAGUAAGACCUAUUGAUGCUUUUGACUGAUACUUUUAUAUAAUUAGACGAUGUUAAUUUGUGUUAGGUUUGGAGGCGUUUAAUGGGUGCUUUCCUAUACUUAAACAAAGGUGGUUUAUAUAAGUUGAGGGGUAUCGAAACAUUUGAUGGACACUUUCCCAUGAUUAGACAAUGAUAGACUAUAAUUAGAUAUGAUUCACUUGGACGGUCACUGGUAAUUGGUCAUUGGUGUGUGAUGCUCCAUGUGAUAUGAAUAAAGCAAAUAAUAUUA